Molecule: messenger RNA, 492 nt
Organism: Cantharellus anzutake
Lineage: Eukaryota; Fungi; Basidiomycota; Agaricomycetes; Cantharellales; Hydnaceae
Exons: 4
Coding region: 1-492 (163 amino acids)
Source: RefSeq, a predicted model, not a curated record
AUGAUCCCUGUACAGCCUUAUGAUCUGAUCCCACUCCAAGAUCCACGUUCCAUGAUCCAUGAUCCAACACAGCCAGACAAACCUGGAUCAUUGAUUGUUGCGAGUAGGAAGACCAGCUUUCUUCUCUCAUUUCUCCUCGCUGCUCAGCUGGAGCCUGUGUCGCCUAGCACACCUCGCGGUUCUCCUAUUGAGACCGACCCAGACCUUCCUAGUCUUACCUCCACUUCCACUGGAUCCCUUGACCUUAGCUCCGAGCAGCUCGGUAUCCUGACAGCAGCAUAUAAAAACAGAAACAAUGAUAGCACACAUCAGCAACUUGGGCAAUGGCCUUUUCCACACCUGUGCACUUCAGAGGUCAUGCCUCAAAAUCAUCCCCCUUGGAAGAUUCAUUAUAACGCCAUGGAAACUCCAUAUUUUCUUCCCAAAAUUUGCCUGCACAGAGAUGAGAUGACGGUGCUAAGCCUGAAAAGUGUGCAUUUUGGAAGCAAAUGA